AUGACUCAUUGGUUGACACUUUGUUUGCUGCCGCCAGGAGAUGCCGAUGAGGAUGGCGACAACCGAAUAUCAGAACAGGAGUUUGUGAAUGUGUUGUCAAAGCCGCAGGCUGUUACAGCUUUGACUAGCUUGGGAGUUGAUGUGGAGGCUGCCUUGGACUACGGCAAGCUGCUUUUUGAAGAUGGGGAGCCCCUUACCUUCGGUGACUUCAUGAAAGGUAUCCUGACACUACGUGGUUCCAAUCAGACCACAGUCAAGGACAUCGUAGACCUGCGGAAGUUCAUCGCCGAAGAGUUCUCAGAAACAGACCACAUACUCAGAGAGAUUUGUGGUUUCUUGACAGGACUGUUCCUGUGCUUCCUGUGUUUGGGGAGGGGGGUUGAUUGCAACUGGCUUUGGGCACUCUAG
Molecule: messenger RNA, 408 nt
Organism: Durusdinium trenchii
Lineage: Eukaryota; Dinophyceae; Suessiales; Symbiodiniaceae
Source: the annotation of a GenBank genome assembly